AUGGGGGUGCCCGAACGUCCCACCCUGCUCCUUUUACUGUCUUUGCUUCUGCUUCCUCUGGGCCUCCCAGUCCUCGGUGCUCCCCCACGCCUCAUCUGCGACAGUCGAGUUCUGGAGAGGUACAUCUUGGAGGCCAAGGAGGCAGAGAAUGUCACGAUGGGCUGUGCAGAAGGUCCCAGACUGAGUGAGAAUAUUACAGUCCCAGAUACCAAAGUCAACUUCUACGCUUGGAAAAGGAUGGAGGUGGAAGAACAGGCUGCAGAAGUUUGGCAAGGCCUGUCCCUGCUCUCAGAAGCCAUCCUUCGGGGCCAGGCCCUGCUAGCCAAUUCCUCCCAACCACCAGAGACGCUUCAGCUGCAUAUAGACAAGGCCGUCAGUGGUCUGCGCAGUCUCACCUCCCUGCUCCGGGUGCUGGGCGCCCAGAAGGAAUCAAUAUCACCUCCAGAGGCCACCCCACCUGCUCCACUCCGAACACUCAUGGUGGAUACUUUCUGCAAACUCUUCCGGGUCUACUCCAACUUCCUCCGGGGGAAACUGAAGCUGUACACGGGGGAGGCCUGCAGGAGAGGGGACAGGUGA
Molecule: messenger RNA, 579 nt
Organism: Peromyscus californicus insignis
Lineage: Eukaryota; Metazoa; Chordata; Mammalia; Rodentia; Cricetidae
Gene: Epo
Product: erythropoietin
Exons: 5
Coding region: 1-579 (192 amino acids)
Cellular component (GO): extracellular region
Molecular function (GO): hormone activity; erythropoietin receptor binding; cytokine activity
Source: RefSeq, a predicted model, not a curated record